CAAAAUCUACUUCGACGCAACCAACUUUAUUCCAGUGUUACAGAGCGUUGGGUUUGUCUUCACCACGCAACAACUUUAUUAAUGAGGUGAUACCUGGAUCUACACCAUGCAGAAUGGACAAAAAGGAAAACACAGACAUCGCGUUUAAAACUACUGGAUGCACCUGGUUAAGUUCAGUCAGCGAUCAACUUGGAGUUCCUUUGGAUCAGGUCAAUUUCAUUGCCUGCCAGGUUUUUGGAUUAGCAGUUGCAACCUGGUUUCGUCUCUUUCUUAAUCCACAGCGUACUACCUCUGAGGUUCGACAUGCUGUUGCUACCAUCAUUGGAGCUUCAUUCAUUAUGUUUUGCUUUGGCUGGUAUGCCAUACACGUCUUCAUCCUGGUGUUGGCUUGUUAUGGAAUUAUGAUCAAAGCCAGUGUAGACAAUGUUCACAGGUAUACUAUGGUUGCAUCACUAGGAUACCUUACUGUUUGCCAAGUAAGCAGAGUCUUCAUAUUCGACUAUGGUAUUCUCUCCACGGAUUUUUCAGGCCCUUUAAUGAUAAUAACACAGAAGAUCACUACUCUUGCCUUUCAGGUACACGAUGGUAUGUGUCGAAAGCAGGAGGAGCUUAAAUAUGAUCAGAGACGACUGGCUGUACACUUUAAGCCAUCACUGUUGGAGUACCUAAGCUACAAUAUAAAUUUCAUGAGUAUCUUGGUGGGACCAUUCAGUAUUUAUAAAGACUACAUAGAGUUCAUAAAGGGCCAGCAUGUGCAGCACAGGCUAAAAAGAGUGAAAGACAGCAGCUCUCAGCAGAAUGGCUGGAAUAAAGUGCCCGAACCAUCGCCUGUGAGGACUGUGAUUAAUAAGCUUCUUGUGUGCGCUUGCUGUCUGAUCUGGUUCUUCAUCAUCACAAAAGCAUUCCCUAUAACAUACAAUGUGGACCCACAAUUCAUCAACGAGGCCUCUUUCAUUACAAGAUUGGUCUAUGCCUUAAUUUCUGUCCAGGCAGCCAGACCCAAGUUCUACUUCGCAUGGAUCCUCGCGGAUGCCAUACAUAAUGCAGCGGGGUAUGGAGUCAGGGGUGAAAACGAAAGGGGAGAAGUGUCAUGGGACCUCAUCUCCAAUGUUCGCAUCUGGGAAAUAGAGACCGCGACGAGCUUUAAAUCAUUUAUUGACAACUGGAAUAUACAGACUGCACUUUGGCUGAAAAGUGUAUGUUAUGAUCGGGCACCAUAUUACCGCAUGCCACUCACAUUUGUGCUGUCGGCUGUCUGGCAUGGAGUUUACCCAGGAUACUACUUUACAUUCAUCACUGCAAUACCCAUCACCUUAGCAGCUCGCUCUGUGCGCAGGAACUUCCGGGAGUGUUUCUUGUCUUCUCAGCAGCUGAAAAUCUGCUACGAUGUUGUUACAUGGGCUGCCACUCAACUGACUGUCUGCUACACUGUAAUGCCCUUCCUUCUACUUGCAGUAGAACCCACCAUACAGUAUUACAGAUCAAUGUACUUUCAUCUGCAUGUCAUCAGCAUUCUGGCUAUGAUGUUUCUGCCCAGCAAACACCGUUCCUUCAAGUCUGAACUCCAUGCACAGCAUUCUAACAAUAAUGUGAAGGAGGACUGAACCGUUCUGCCCCUUCUGUAGUGUGUGUGUGUGUGUGUAGACACUGACACACAAAGGCUACUUUGUUUGAACAAAGUAAUAGUAAUAAUAAUAAUGAUAAAAUCUCAGUUGGUCUCACUCUCAGGCCACAGCUGAGCUGUUCAUAAAUACAAACAGCAUAUACACACAGCAUACCCACCAGAAAUACAGACAAUUCAAUCAAAAUAACACUUACUCAAAAGCAGCUGGAGCAAUGCUUUCACAUGAACCUAUAAUGAUUUAUGAUGUGCACAGUAUAAGGAGGCAAAUGUCAGUGUUUGUCAGUUUUACUAAAUAAAUGAAUGCUGCCUAUUUAAAGGUCUUUUAAAAUAGUUUAACACUGUAUUAUAUCUUAGUUUGUGGUGUUAAGAUGUUGAUUUUGACAAUGUGAAAUUACAAUGUAGUACAACUUUUAUAAAUAUUGAAUUUAAAUACUAUUGAAAAUAUUAACUGAAGAAUAACCAAAUUAGAAUAAUGAAAUGUUAUGAUUUGUGGUGCCUAAAUAAAUAGUACUGGUUUUUGA
Messenger RNA from Puntigrus tetrazona (Sumatra barb), 2145 nucleotides. It is a transcript of the gene mboat1, whose product is annotated as membrane bound O-acyltransferase domain containing 1. The record is from RefSeq and is a predicted model, not a curated record. Gene Ontology annotation, cellular component: membrane. NCBI's taxonomy places the organism in Eukaryota, Metazoa, Chordata, Actinopteri, Cypriniformes, Cyprinidae. Gene Ontology annotation, molecular function: acyltransferase activity. Bases 114 to 1604 code for a protein of 496 amino acids. The transcript is spliced from 13 exons. Gene Ontology annotation, biological process: lipid modification.